AUGACUCAAGUGCAAAUUUUUAUUACAUUAUGGGGGUUAUUACAUUAUAUGGGAUAUAUUGCAUUAUCAGGUACUACACGCUGUGUUUAAUUUGCAGCCGGAGUGGGUGCUGCGCUAAAUUUGCCCUUUGUUCAUUGGGCAUCAUCCGCAACUGGUUAUGAGAUGCAGCAAAGAUAAACACCAAAUAUAUCAUUUGGAAGAGUAGGCCCGUUGAGGUCUAUUAAAUGUUGUCUUGAUUAGCAAAAUUAAAUCCUAUUACAAAAUUAAGAGUAUUAUUUGUCUUGUACUGUAUGUGGCAAUAGUUCAAGCUAUGGUAUAAAACAACUCUGUCAUCCCUCUAUUUAUGACCUGCAAACACAUUUUGUUUAAAGAAUAUUUGUUGUUUAAAUUUUGUUUUUAAAAAGAAAUGUGUUUAUCCAAGAGCAGCAAAAGCAGGCACAAGCAAAGCACACACCAGUAUCUAAGCAAUCAGGAAUGGUGUUUCCUCUCAAUAGAAUAGUUCAGAUGUUUAAAUUUUGCAAAAGGUCAAUUUUUUCUUUCUUUUUUUGAAUAUUGGGUAAUUGGUAUGAAGGGUGUUUCUGCUUAUAGGCCAAGCCAUAGGUCGGGUCGGCAAAUGCCCAGGUUUCUUUUGUCAAGCCUACAUGGGAGCCUUUAGGUGAUCAGCACCUCCUCCUCCUCCAGCACUAAUCACAGACACCUGUGCCUAAUCUCAAACCUGACCAUGUUUAUUGUUUUAUUUGUUUAUGAUAAUCUCCCUGUUUUUUAUUAACUAUGACGUGUGCUGCUGCCCUUCUUCGCCAGAUUACCCUUGUGAAAGAGGUCUUGAUAUCAAUCUGUUGUUUAUCUGUUGAAAUAAAGGUAGGGUUUGGCUACAUGGGAGUUGCAGGUUCAGUAAAAAGGUCAGAGUAGUCACAACAAAGGUAAUCAGCACCUCCUCCUUCUCCAGCACUAAUCACAGACACCUGUGCCUCAUCUCAAACCUGACCAUGUUCAUUGCUCUAACUGCCAGUGUAAAAAAGUCUUGGCUCCUGGAAGCUCGCUGUGGUCUGAGGCUUGAUUCUCAGUCAGUGUCAGGAUGAGAGUCGUCUGGUUUCAGCGCUCAGUCUUCAUGUUAGUGGGAAUUGCACUUGUACUUAAUCUGGGCAUAUUUCUGAAACCUGGGACAGAAAAGGAGCUGGACACAUCGCAACUGAUCAAGAGGUCUUCUGACCUGGAGAUGAGUAUCAGCAAACUGCUCAGCGUACUUCAAACUAUUGAGAAGAAACAAGAUGCCAUGCAGAAAAUGCUUGAAGAUGAUGGAAAAAGACAAACAAGGAGUGCAGUGGACCAACAGCAGCCAGAGGUCCAGAAGCAGACUGAGCAGAAAGAACCACCUAAAGCAAAGAUCCGAGAGCACAAAGAGGUGGCCAAAGCCGAAACAUUUAAGAAACUGUACCCGGACUCUCCACUGUUCAGUGGACAGUGGGGACACAAUCUGUCUGAGGUUGACCAAAAAGAGGCGCUGGCUCUGUUUAACAUGUAUGGAUACAACGCUUUUCUCAGCGAUCGACUUCCUCUAGAUAGACCUCUUCCAGAAACCAGGGAACCAGGAUGUUUGAAAAGGACUUAUCCAAAAGACCUGCCAAGUCUCGCAGUGGUGUUAAUCUACCUGGAUGAAGCUCUGUCUGUCAUCAAAAGGGCCCUUUGCAGCAUCAUCAACCGCACUCCUAAAAACAUACUAAAGGAGAUAAUAAUGGUGGAUGACAACAGCUCCAAAGAAAAUCUGAAGGGCGACCUGGACAUGUAUGUGAAGUCCCUUGAGCAAGAGAACCCAACUCUUAAUAUCACAAGAGUGCGGCACAACAAGCAGCGAGGGCUUUCAUACGCCAGAGUCUCGGGGUUGAGAGCUGCGACUGCUGAUGUGGUUGCCAUUCUCGAUGCACACAUUGAAGUCCAUGAGAUGUGGGCUGAACCCCUGCUGACACAAAUCAAAGCUGACCGAACAGUGGUGGUGUCGCCAGUAUUUGACAAAGUCAACUUUGAUGAGCUCAGGGUUAUUAAGUACAUUCCAUCAGCACACGCCUUUGACUGGGCUUUGUGGUGCAUGUAUGAGAGCUUCACGCCUGAAUAUUACAAGCUCAAAGACGGCUCACUACCUGGGAAAAGUCCAUCUGUCAUGGGGAUCCUAGCUGCUGACAGGAUGUUUCUUGGGGAAAUUGGUGCCCUGGAUGAAGGCAUGAAGGUGUAUGGUGGAGAAAAUGUUGAGCUGGGAAUACGUGUGUGGACAUGCGGAGGCAGUGUUGAAGUAGUUCCAUGCUCCAAGAUCGCCCAUAUUGAGAGGAGGCACAAGCCUUACCAGUUAGACCUAAGUUCUGUCAUGAGGAGAAACGCCCUGAGGGUAGCAGAAAUAUGGAUGGAUGAAUACAAACACAACAUCAACCUGGCUUGGAACGUGCCAUUUGAGAAUCAUGGAAUUGACAUUGGGGAUGUGUCCGAGAGGAAAAAACUCAGAGAAAGGUUGAAGUGUAAACCUUUCAAAUGGUACCUGGAAAACGUGUAUCCCAAGUUGGAUCCCUGGGACAACAUACUUGGCUAUGGAGGAAUGAAGAACCUUGAUGCUGGCAUGUGCAUAGACCAAGGCCCAGUGCCAGGUCACACACCAAUUGCCUACAACUGCUACUACUAUAGUCCACAAAUCACAUAUUACCGCGGGACUGGUGAGCUCUACAUUGGUGGCAUUAAAGCCCACAAGUACAAUGACAACAGGUGUUUAACUGAUCCUGGCAAAAAUGAAACAAAUCCUGGUCUUUACAACUGCAAAGAGGCCGUGCAGAAAGGAAUGGGAAUAUACUGGGACUUUACUCAGGGCAAAGAACUGAGGAAUAGAAGGACAGAAAGAUGUCUGGAGAUGAAAGAUCACAAGCUUCUGAUACAGGAAUGCUCUGGCCAAAGAUGGACAAUCCAACACAUAAUCAAAGCUUUUUGAAUUGGAAAAAAAAAAAGUACUUCUCUGCUCUUAGGUGAUGGGCAAAAACUGAAUGUUUGAAAUGAAAAUUAUGGCAAUUUAAAUUGCCUCUUGUUUUGUAUGGGAAAAGUAAGUAUAAAUAUAUUUUCUGGCUUUGUCUCUCCACAGGAAAAUGUGUUACUAACCACCUUGUUAAUUUUAUAAAUGAUUAAAAAUGUAGGUUUCAAAUUGUGACAAAUUCAGCUGAUCCUAUAACCUGUAGUAAUAAUACAAACAUGCCUCAUUUUUCGCCAUUCUCAUAUGAGGGGGUUUUAGCUGGGACAGAAGCAAAACUUCUGAAUAUUCUUUCAUAUACAGUAUUUCAGACUGUACAUCACUAUGUACCAAACUGCUUCUAUAAAGAUAGUAUACAAUCGCCACUAGUUGUUGGAUCUUUGGUCAUCCACUGAUUUCAAAAAUCACAACCAGACCUGAACCGGCCCACGGGUCAUGAAGCCUGAACCCAACCCGGCCUGACACACCAGCAUGAAUUGUCCGUCCGAACCGACCCGACCGACCAAUACAUUUCCCCAUUGAUCGAAGCGCGGUGUAGAACCUGAUAAUGUAAUAAAUCCCCGGUAAUGUAAUAACCCCGAUAAUGUAAUAAAAAUGUGCACUUGAGUCCAUUGAAAAUGUAAUAAAACCUGAUAAUGUAAUACACUUUUUACCAAUAAUGUAAUACACUUUUUACCAAUAAUGUAAUAAAGUAUUACAUUAACGGGAGGUUAUUACAUUAUCAGGUUAUCCUUCAUUUCGCAGGUCCUGAUAAUGUAAUAAUUCCCCAAUAUUGUAAUAAUUUAACAGCAGACCACCCGUUACUUGGGUUCAAGUGGUGAUACCGUGUGUCAACGUAGGCUCGAUUGA
Molecule: messenger RNA, 3847 nt
Organism: Solea solea (common sole)
Lineage: Eukaryota; Metazoa; Chordata; Actinopteri; Pleuronectiformes; Soleidae
Product: probable polypeptide N-acetylgalactosaminyltransferase 8
Exons: 11
Coding region: 1076-2965 (629 amino acids)
Cellular component (GO): Golgi apparatus
Source: RefSeq, a predicted model, not a curated record